This is a messenger RNA of Haplochromis burtoni (Burton's mouthbrooder), 964 nucleotides long. Its product is annotated as dynein axonemal heavy chain 5-like. The record is from RefSeq and is a predicted model, not a curated record. Lineage: Eukaryota; Metazoa; Chordata; Actinopteri; Cichliformes; Cichlidae. Gene Ontology annotation, cellular component: dynein complex. Gene Ontology annotation, biological process: microtubule-based movement. Gene Ontology annotation, molecular function: minus-end-directed microtubule motor activity; dynein intermediate chain binding; dynein light intermediate chain binding.
UCAUCAGCAGAAUCUGGCAUCUCUGAACCAUCAAACACGAACACGUUCAUGAGUCCUCUGGAGAAACAUGACGUCUCUGUGUGUUUUGAAGGUCAAAGGUCAACUCCAGAAGAUGGGUCCUCUUCAGCCAAUGAACAUCUUCCUCCGACAGGAGUUGGACCGAAUGCAGCGUGUCAUCAGCAGCGUACGGAGCACGCUCACUGACCUCAGACUGGCCAUCGAUGGGACCAUCAUCAUGUCUGAAGACCUGCGCGACGCCCUCGACAGCAUGUUCGAUGCUCGGAUCCCGCGCCUGUGGCUGAGGCUCAGCUGGCCGUCGGCCACGCUCGGCUUCUGGUUCAGCGAGCUGCUGGAGAGGAACCAGCAGCUCAGCGCGUGGAUCAGCGCCGGCCGGCCCAACCAGUUCUGGCUCACCGGCUUCUUCAACCCGCAGGGUUUCCUGACCGCCAUGCGCCAGGAGACGACACGCUCCAACCUGUCCAGGGGCUGGGCCUUGGACACGGUCACCCUUAGCAACGAUGUCACCAAGAUGAUGAAGGAGGACGUCUCAGCUCCGCCCCCUGAAGAUGUGGGUGGAGUCUAUAUCUAUGGCCUCUUUCUGGAUGGAGCGGGAUGGGACAGACGUGGCGCCAAACUCGUUGAGGCUCCGCCCAAAGUCCUCUUCACCCCCCUCCCUGUGGUCCACGUCUUCGCCGUCAGCUCAGCCAACAGGCCGACAGUAAGCGUCCCCCUGGGGCGGGGGGCGGUCAGCCUGUACUCGUGUCCCGUCUACAAGAAGCCUCGACGCACCGACCUGAACUUCAUCUUCUCCCUGCAGCUGAGGAGCCUGCAGCCGCCCGAGCCUGGACGCUGCGAGGCGCCGCGCUGCUCUGCGACUGCAAGUGAUCCGAACGUUGUUGUUCCACAGACACGGACAGACACUCACCGUGGGGCUCUGCUGCGUCUCACUCAGACCUCCCCACAG